Messenger RNA from Fopius arisanus, 682 nucleotides. RefSeq lists its product as uncharacterized. The record is from RefSeq and is a predicted model, not a curated record. NCBI's taxonomy places the organism in Eukaryota, Metazoa, Arthropoda, Insecta, Hymenoptera, Braconidae. Bases 113 to 439 code for a protein of 108 amino acids. The transcript has 2 exons.
GAGGGAUGCCAAGCGGCUCUGUCAAAAUAAAAAGAAGCGUCCCAUCGCACUGAACAACUCCAAAUUUAAUUUUUUAUUCCCAAUUCAUAAACACUGCGAAUAAUUUAUCAGGAUGAAAGCACUAGUCCUACUCAUUAUCACAGCUCUACUGAUUGUGCAGUCAGAGGCUGGAUUCAAUGCCAGGAUGGCGAGCUACAGGGACCGAUCUCAAAGAGCUAGUUAUCCUCAAAUGAGUAAUACCCAGGAGAAACCGAAAAAUCUGCAAUCACCAUCCGAGAAUGUGAGGAGAGGCAGUACCCUCUCGGCAUGGGGGAUCAUCGGAUUAAUCCUUGCAGGAAUAAUCAUCACGACGACCGGUUACUAUGCAUUUGUCUUUUACCCCUAUCUCUGUAAAAAAGAGCGUAAUUACGACAUGAUCGAGCUGACAAAUGUCGUCUGAUUGUUUAGGCCUUAAAAAAUAUAUAUUAAUAUUCAAUUGACACCGGUGAGUCCCCGGGGGAGACAAUUAUAUUUUAUAACAUCAAAUAGAAAUUCAUUCGAAUUUUACAAUUUUAUGAUCAGACUGAAAUAAAUCAUGAGUAUUUUUUCAUCAGUACUGCAGACAAUAUUCGCCAUUACGGACAGUGCAGUGUAUUUUUUACAACAUUUAUUAUUCAAUAAAAAAACAAUUUACAUUUGAUAA